UAUUAUGAUUUUUUCUCUAAUAUAAUUUAUUCUAUUUUAAUUAAUUAUGUGUACACAUGUGGAAUAUCAUAAAAUUGAUAGAAAUUAUUCGAAACUUGUAUUCUCGUCAGAUAAAAGAAUCUAGAAUCGAGGCAGUCGUGGCCGAGUGGUUAAGGCGUCUGACUAGAAAUCAGAUUCCCUCUGGGAGCGUAGGUUCGAGUCCUACCGACUGCGAGAAUUGGUCAAUUUUUUUUUUUCACAUAAAAAUGUUAGAAAAAGAAUAAAUAAAUAAAAUGAAUAAAUAAAACUUUGAAAUAAAAAAACUCGAAUAUUUGUUUUCUAAUUGGUUUCUUUUAACAAAGAGAGGAAGCAAUUGAUCUCUGCCAAAAAUAACAUCGCAAAGUUUACACAAUGCAAAAAUGAUAUUUCUUUUGUGUACCGUACCGUACAUGUGUGCUCGAGUAAUAAGCAGAUAAGAAGACCAGAAAUAAAAAAGAAAACUCUGGUAAUAACUUGUUACGUCAGUGCGGUUGCUAUCUCUAUAUUUCUAUAAAUUGUUUUGCAGACGGCGGUAUGUUUUACAUCUUUAAUUGUCUCUUGUUUUGUAUCUAUUGGUUUAAUAUCUACUUAUCUUUUAUUGUCAUAGUAGUAAUUGUGUGUGUGUGCUCUGCAAAUAUGUCAGUUCAUCGACGCGUGAUUAGUCAAAAUAUCCCUUCUAUUGUGUGUUCCCGCACGACAACGCGACGACAUCUAAUCUGACACAACCAAUUAAUCUUGAUUGACAGCAACGUUUUUCUUUUCUUCGCCUUGUCAUAAAUUGUUUUUUUCUGACGAUAACACACUUGCGUACGUUUUUGCAAUAUAAUCCAAAUAAAUAAAUAAAAUUAUUAGCAAAGUUUAUAUCAAGUUACUUCCACGAUGAGAUGACGACGAUGAGAUGUUUUCUCGCGGAUAUCUCACCCAGAUAUCUCACGUGAACGUUUGCCGAGAUUAUUAUCACAUGACAAAGUUAAAAUCGCGAAAGAAAAGAGAAUCAUCACGAGAAUUGCAAUGUUAGUAAACGCUUUAAACGGGAUAAAACGGUAAUGCCAAAUUGUCUGUCUCUUCCAUUUAUAUUUGCAAUAAUCUUAUCUCGAAGGUCUUCGUACAUUAAACACUUUAUCGCACUGCUAAUCGACGAAUCAUUUGAAAAAUCGUCGUGCUCAUUGUCCUGAUGGAUUAUCAAGAAUUAUUAACAAAUGUGUCAGUGCUCGAUGAACUCUCUAUCGAAUGGGAUGUCUGCUCCGUGAUUGUACAAUACGCGGAUUUACGGAUUUUGUCAUUUUAUGUCAAUAAAAAAAAAAAAAAAAAGAAACUGCAGUUUUCACGUCGAUUCAACUUGCGCGUUGCGUAAGGUCAUUGUUGGUGAGAAUAAUUAUUCUCACUUUUAUUUUGUGGUGAAGACAGACACUUCCUUCUCUGAACGGUGUUCGUCGAACGUCAUGACGUUGUGGCCGACCGGCACACUCUCUUGGAGUUGCGACCUCAAGGGUCUCCUUCAACGAAGAAUACCGAUCCUGGCAUGGCUACCUCUGUACAGUUGGAGCAAACUUCUGCACGACACUCUGGCGGGGCUGACAGUGGGUCUGACCGCGAUACCGCAGGGUAUAGCGUAUGCAAUAGUAGCUGGACUUCCGGCUCAGUACGGCCUGUACAGCAGUUUCAUGGGAUGCUUCGUUUAUCUCGUCUUCGGUAGCAGCAAGGACAUCACCGUGGGUCCUACCGCGAUAAUGGCUUUAUUGGUACAGAAGCACGUGAUGACUGUGGGGGCAGAUCUCGCCGUUCUCGUGAGCUUUCUCUCGGGUGUCGUGAUCACAAUUAUGGGCGUACUUCACUUGGGAUUUCUCGUGGAUUUUAUAAGCAUGCCCGUGAUCUGCGGUUUUAGCAAUGCCGCGGCUAUUAUCAUUGCCACUUCUCAAUUAGGUACUUUGCUGGGCAUAAAAGGGCGCAGCGAUUCUUUUAUCGACGCUAUUAGGAAAGUAAUCGAGCAUAUAACCGAGACCCAACUUUGGGACAUGGUGCUAGGGGUGUGCUCGAUGGUGGCGCUGGUUCUUCUCAAGAAUUUGCCCGGCAAAAAGUUGGGAACGCCUUUUGAGAGAUUGAUGUGGGUGAUCUCCCUGGCCAGAAACGCCAUAGUUGUGAUGAUCGGAAUUCUAAUAGCCUACGUGCUGUACGAUCACGGUAUUCAACCUUUCCAAAUUACGGGUAACAUAACCGAGGGUUUGCCGCCGUUCUCCUUGCCACCGUUCACCAUUGUACACGGGAAUCGCACGUACGGUUUCGUAGAACUGAUCAGCGAGCUCGGCAGCAGCCUCCUCUCGAUACCGCUCAUCGCAAUUCUCGAGAGCGUCGCCAUCGCGAAGGCAUUCGCGAAAGGGAAGACCCUCGACGCCAAUCAGGAGAUGCUGGCGCUCGGUCUCUGCAACGUGUUCGGCAGUUUCGUGAGGUCGAUGCCCACGACCGGAAGUUUUACUCGCACCGCGGUUAAUAACGCGUCCGGCGUCAAAACACCAAUGGGCGGUGUAAUAACCGGCAGCUUGGUGCUCCUGACAUGCGGCCUGCUGACGUCCACUUUCAAAUUCAUUCCGAAACCCACGCUGGCGGCUGUUAUUAUGAUCGCGAUGUUCUACAUGCUCGAGGUGCGCGUUUUCGUCGUUCUCUGGAGAACGAAAAAAAUUGAUUUGGUGCCGUUGACGGUGACGUUAUUAUGUUGCUUGGCCAUCGGCUUGGAGUACGGCAUGAUCGCCGGUAUUGCGGUAAAUUUAAUUCUCUUAUUAUAUUUCGCGGCCCGGCCCGGACUAUUGAUCGAAGAGCGGAUCGUCAAUGGUUUGACCGUGCUCUUCGUAUCGCCCAAGCAAUCCCUGAGCUUCCCGGCCGCAGAGUAUCUCCGUGAGCGGGUAAUGUCGUGGUGCGACAAAAAGCCGGGAAAGUUGCCGGUGGUAAUAGAGGGUCGUCACGUGCUCAGGAUUGAUGCCACAGUCGCGAAGAAUCUAGCGUUGCUUUUGUCGGAUCUCGCGCUGCGAGAUCAGAAGCUCAUUUUUUGGAACUGGUGCGAGGACGCCAGGCGGACUUUGAUAAGUUACGACCCGUCCCUCGCGAUCUACUGCAGAUCGUCCGGCAGUUUAGUACAGAUAUUUUCAGGCGAGACUGAGGUUUGCUGAUCGGAAGGAGUUACAAAGCCACAACAAACAUCUGUGCGUUUGUUGCGUUUUCUACGAUAAAUUAACAAUUCCACCGUUUCGAGCGAGAACUUCGGUUGCGAGCGGGCAACGUUUUUGCUUCGCCGCUCAGACCGCAAAAAAAAUAUUAUUUUAUCAAAUAUUUUAUUUUGUUCACAAGUUAACGAAAAGAAUAAUACUUUAACGAUGUAAAAAAAAUUAACAACGUAAGUGUUUGCGCUCACAACUGAUAAUGUACAAAAAACAAAUCCGUAAUUUUACGACAACGAUGUGUCAAGAAACUUUUUAAUUGACUUUUUUAUUCGGCGUUUAUGUGUGUUAACGCGUAUAUGUGUCACGUAAUUAAUAUGUUAAUGAUGAUUAAAUAUAAU
Molecule: messenger RNA, 3568 nt
Organism: Pseudomyrmex gracilis
Lineage: Eukaryota; Metazoa; Arthropoda; Insecta; Hymenoptera; Formicidae
Product: sodium-independent sulfate anion transporter-like
Exons: 9
Coding region: 1305-3179 (624 amino acids)
Biological process (GO): transmembrane transport
Cellular component (GO): membrane
Molecular function (GO): secondary active sulfate transmembrane transporter activity
Source: RefSeq, a predicted model, not a curated record